Molecule: messenger RNA, 1889 nt
Organism: Boleophthalmus pectinirostris (great blue-spotted mudskipper)
Lineage: Eukaryota; Metazoa; Chordata; Actinopteri; Gobiiformes; Gobiidae
Gene: blvrb
Product: biliverdin reductase B
Exons: 5
Coding region: 79-705 (208 amino acids)
Source: RefSeq, a predicted model, not a curated record
CAGCGCACUGAACUACUGAGACAAGCCGUGCGUAACCAGACGUUCUGACUUUUGCCCUCAUCUCAUCCCGGUUUGACAAUGUCGGACACAAUUAAAAAUGUUGCCAUUUUUGGAGCCACGGGUAUGACCGGCCUGGCCACACUACCGCAGGUGGCCGCUGCAGGGUACAGUGCCACGGUGCUGGUGCGAGACCCCUCCAGGCUGCCUGCAGACCACCGGGCGUCCCGUGUGGUGGUGGGAGACGUGCUGAACAAAGAGGAUGUGAAGAAGACUCUGGAGGGUCAGGAUGCAGUCAUCAUCAUCCUUGGCACCAGGAACGACCUGAGUCCCACCACUAUGAUGUCUGAAGGCACCCGCAACAUCCUGGAGGUCAUGAAGGAGCGAGGGAUCCGCAAGGUGGUGGCCUGCAUGUCAGCCUUCCUGCUGUGGGAGCGUUCCAAAGUGCCCCCUCGCCUGGUGCCUGUGACAGAGGACCACGAGCGCAUGUACUCCCUGCUCCAGAGCUCUGGCCUGGAUUAUGUGGCCGUCAUGCCCCCCCACAUUGGAGACGAGCUACCCCUGACCGCCAGCUACCAGGCCGCUGAGAAGAUGCUGCGGGGACGGGCCAUUUCCAAACAUGACCUGGGACACUUCUUUGUCCAGUGUUUGUCCACCACCUCAUGGGAUGGCAAGACUGUGGGGGUGUGGGGGGAGUACGCCAAGUGAGCCCCCAGGUAGCCAUGCAGGGACAGGACUGUGCUAAUGCUACUGUGAGGUUAAAGGACAAGUAUUGUGGGAAAUUUUCUUUUAUCAUUAUGUUAUCAUUUAAACCCAUUACAUCUAAUAAACUCCAAAAAAGGGUGAUGUGCAGUGGUGGAAGAAGUACUGAAUUUUGUAACUCAAGUAAAAGUAUUUUCCACUUCCAGAGUCAAAAGUCAAAGAUACUGAAUAACUAUUAAAGGUAAGUGAAAUGUGCCGAUAUUGAUAAAGAAUUGUCCUGAUUUUUUCUCUAUCAGUUUUAUAUUUGCUCAGAGCUGGAACUUGAACCCAAAACCAAGGAUGUCACAGUGAAUGUGCUGAAAAAUAACCCCUCAAACCUUUUACUUUUCAGUCCAUAUAAAAAAUGUAGUGUAGUAAGUACAAAUAAAUAAAUGUAGUGAAGUAAAAGUAUUCAUUGUGUAGGGCCCAUAUUGUGCUAUUUUCUGAUCUAUGUUAUAAUGCUGUUUCCUCAUCACAGAUAUACCUGCAGUUAUGUUUUGUUUCAAUCACACAUGUUUAACACACAAAAACUGCACAUUUAGGCUGAGUUCUUCUCUCAAACUGAAAACCCUCAAGAAGUGCUCCACUGUGAUUUUAAGAUCCAUAUGCCUUCAUGAGAAUCAUCUGGAUGAUUUCAGACCUGGAUGUGUCAAUCUCUACUGAACUAAAGAUAAAUGGUAGUUCUUAACUUGAAAACUACCAAUUCAUGACAUCACAAAGUGGAAUAUGGCAUUUUGAGCUCUUUGGAGCAACUGCAGAUAUGUUAUUGAAGAAGUAACAACACUAUAACACUUAAAGUUCACGAUAAUUAAAUUUUAGGACCAUUAAGUACAAUACUUUUACUUUUGUACUUUCCACCACUGCUCCUGUGUGUUUUAAAGUACAGCCUGUUCGGAGCUGAGCAGGCUGUAUGCCAAGUUAGAAAAAGUGAUCUACUGAUACAUAAUAUGUCUUGUUAGGAUGAAGUGCUUUGAUUGCCUUAAGAAAAGUGUUUUUAGCAUGUGUGCUGUGUUUAAACUGACAUGAAAAGUUUUCUUCAAAUUAUGUCUUCUCAAAUAACCGAGACUAAGUGUAAUAUAUGGACAUUUUAUACAUCUUUAUUAGACAAUUUUAUCAGUCUGUAUGAGCUGAAUAAAUUCUUUACACCACAA